AUGGACAGAAAGCGUGGAAAAUAUGUAGUCAAUAUUGAACACUCUGAAAACCAGCUUCCAAUCACGUGUUCAGAUGACCAACAGGCUCACAGUUCUGCAUGCUGGCAUCCACCUUCAAGUGGUACAACUGGUCAUGUCUCGUCCAACCUAACUGGGGUCUAUGUGAGCCCAGUAGCCCUUGCACACUCAAGAAACCCACACACAGAAUUGUCCAGUACAGAGGCAAAAGGAAAUUGGUGUAAUGACUUGUCUCUGUGGAAAGUCUUUUUGGCUUGUCUCUUAGCCUGUGUGAUAACAACAGCAACUGGAGUACUCAUAAUAUGCCUGGUGAACAACAGAGAAAAUGACAGUUCUCCCAUUACUAACCAGCUACCUGCAAACAAUGAGGAGCCUAUACUUAGCAUUCCUGGAAUGACCUCUACUACUUCACAACCUGCAGGGGCCACCACGUCAACUGAACCCGUAACUAAAACCACUUCAACAGAAUCUACAGCCACUGCAACGUCCAUUGAACCUACAGCCACAACAGCCAUCACCAUCGCUUCCACUGAACCCAGAACCUCAACAGCCAUCACUAUCACUUCGACUGAGCCUACAACCUCGACAGCCACUGCCAUCACUUCCACAGAACCUAUAACCACAGCAGCCAUCGCCAUUGCUUCAACUGAACCCACAACCUCAACAGCCAUCACUAACACUUCAAAUGAGCCUACAACCUCGACAGCCACUGCCAUCACUUCCACAGAACCUACAACCACAAAAGCCAGUCGCCAGUAA
Molecule: messenger RNA, 777 nt
Organism: Lynx canadensis (Canada lynx)
Lineage: Eukaryota; Metazoa; Chordata; Mammalia; Carnivora; Felidae
Product: dynactin-associated protein-like
Exons: 3
Coding region: 1-777 (258 amino acids)
Biological process (GO): activation of protein kinase B activity
Cellular component (GO): plasma membrane; Golgi apparatus
Source: RefSeq, a predicted model, not a curated record